Messenger RNA from Sebastes umbrosus (honeycomb rockfish), 3969 nucleotides. Its product is annotated as zinc finger protein 70-like. Gene Ontology annotation, biological process: regulation of transcription by RNA polymerase II. NCBI's taxonomy places the organism in Eukaryota, Metazoa, Chordata, Actinopteri, Perciformes, Sebastidae. The record is from RefSeq and is a predicted model, not a curated record. Bases 559 to 2619 code for a protein of 686 amino acids. Gene Ontology annotation, cellular component: nucleus. Gene Ontology annotation, molecular function: RNA polymerase II cis-regulatory region sequence-specific DNA binding; DNA-binding transcription factor activity. The transcript is spliced from 8 exons.
UUUACAGGACCAGAAUAAAUGAGAGCAAGUUUCAGGAUGUGAUUCGCAGAAGGAACAAUUUACAUCUAUAUGUCACUCUUUAACUUCUGUAAGAAAUGUUUCACUGGAUAGAGGACUGUGUGACGCAGUAUGACGCUGUGUGACGCUGUGUGACGCCUGCAUCAGAGCUAGGAGCUAACAGCUAGCAUCAGCAGGUCAAAGCAGUCGUCUACUCCUGGACCAUUUUCAUACUUACUUAAUCUUUUGGGCCUUUUUUUAACGGCUCGGUUCGCCGUCCGGUCCCUGAACGGAAAACUAUUACCGGUACCGGUGUGUGUUUGUGUGUUUCUAUGAACGUUAGCUACGCUUUAGCUUACGAUUAGCAGGCUAGCUUAGCUGUUAGCUUCUGCUCUGUGUUUAUCAAUGUAGCGGCUCUUCUCCUCUCUGAUUGGCUGAGACUCUGUAGUAGAACACACAGCACAGGUGUAACGUUACCUGAUGAUAAACCGUUGAUUUGUUGCUUUAAUUCAGAGUCCCUGAGGAGACGUGUCCCCUUCAGAAGGAGCAGAGCAUGAGGACAUGAAUGGAGAGACAGCGGACGCAGAACUAAGAGGAGAGGAAGGUCAGAGGUCACCGUUUAUAUUCUGGAUGUAUGGAUCAGAGGGUCAGAUGUCACAGUUUAUAUUCUGGAUGUAUGGAUCAGAGGAAGGUCAGAGGUCACCGUUCUCUGAGAUGUUGAUGUCAGUAUUUUCCUCUACAGGAGACGUCGAGUCGCCAGGACAACCAGCAUUAAAACAAAGCAGCCGUCAGUACACUCGCCGCCACAGCUGUUCAGUAUGCAGCCGGGAGUUCUCUCGCCCGUCUCGGCUGGCGGACCACAUGAACACGCACUCUGGCGACAAACCGUACAGCUGCUCCGUGUGCGGAAAGCGCUUCUCAAAGAAGGUGAACGUGGCGGCGCACCAGCGGGUUCACACCGGUGAGAAGCCGUACUCCUGCCCCGAUUGCGGGGUCAGCUACGCCCAGCCGGGCUGCCUGCGGAGGCACCGGCUCCAACACGCCGCCGAGAAGCCCCAUGUCUGCUCGGUGUGCGGCCGCGGUUUCGUUCAGCGGCGGCAUCUGGUACAACACGAACGGACGCACACCGGGGAGAGGCCGUUUUGCUGCCAACUGUGCCCAAAACGCUUCGCCUCCAGGACAGGUCUCAGCGGGCACCAGAAGACCCACGCUGAGGGGAACGUCUACCGCUGCUCCUUCUGCCAGAAGGCCUUCUCCACGCCGUCCUCCUUCAGGGACCACGAGAGGCUCCACACCGGACAGAAGCCACACCCCUGCUCGCUGUGCUGCAAGAGCUUCAAUCGGCCGGGCCUGCUGAGGAAACACCUGCAGAGACACGAUGAGGUCAGAGCUGACGAAGCAGCUGGCCAGAAACCAGAGGAGCAGAUCAGUGACGGCUGUCUGAACGAUGAAGAGGAAGAGGAAGAAGCGGUGCAUUCACUGACCAACGGCGGUCUCUGCAGCGUGAAGAAGCUCCACAGCUGCUCCGUCUGUGGGAGGAACUACCCGACGCCGUCCACACUCAGAGAGCACGUGAAGAUCCACGAGACGGAGGAACUGCACCGCUGCUCGCUGUGCACCAAGACCUUCACCUCCACCGGCAGCCUGAGGGCUCACCAGAGGACGCAUGCUGCCAACAAACCUCACGCCUGCAGCAUCUGCACCAAGAGCUUCCUGAGGCCCUGCCUCCUCCGCCAACACAUGAGGAUCCACAUCAGGGAUGGACUCAUCGCAGAUCCUGCAGACCAGGAGUUCUGGCUCAACAUGAAGACUGAGGAGGAUGAGGAGGAGGAGGAGGAGGAGGAGGAGGAGGAUGAGGAAGUUGUGAACGAGCAGGACUCAGAGGACCGUCCUACCACUGAGUCCAGACCUCUACCUGGUAACCAUGGUAACCAGGACAUCUCGCUGGUGAAGGAGGAAGACGUCAGCGGUUUGAUAAACUCAGAUGGAGAGGAAGAGGACUGGAGACGGCCGCCGACCGAACAAGACGGCUCAGCGAAGGAGGCAGAUGGCGACGGCGGCGAGGGGAGAAGGAAACACUGCUGUCCCGUUUGCGGUCGUGACUGUUUCAAGGCGUCGUCGCUACAGAAACACCUGCGGAUCCACUCUGGCGAGCGUCCGUUUCAGUGCCCCACCUGCAGGAAGAGCUUCACCCAGCAGGUCCACAUGACGGAGCACCAGAGGACCCACACCGGGGAGAAACCCUACACCUGCUCCGCCUGCAACAAGAGCUUCACCUUCUCCAGCGCCCUGCGCCGACACCAGCGGCUGCACGCCGACGCCCGGCCCUACCAGUGCUCCGUCUGCCUGAAGACCUUCAAACAGCAGAGCUCGCUCAAGAGCCACCAGCGGACGCACUCGGGGGUCCGCUACCAGUGUCCGCUCUGCAGCAAGAGCUUCAGCCGCGCCCUGGAGCUCACCUACCACGUGGACGUGCACUCCGACGCCCGGCCAUACUUCUGCCACAUCUGCAAGAAGAACCUCAGCGGAGCCCGGAUCUACCGCAAGCACAUGAAGAAACACGAGUCCAACUCGCCGCUGCUGCAAGCGGCAUCGCCAGACACCGAGAUCUCCGAGGUCUGAAGAGAAGCCGAGGAAAAGUUUCAAGUUUAGAGCUUUUAGCCUCAACGGUUGUUGGGCCCUCGGUGGUGGAUGAUCAGAUCACAGCGGUGAGCGGGUCACAGGACGAUGAUUUAAAACCUCUUUCUCUUCCUCCAGUUGUUGUGGUGUCCUUGCUACCCAUGGUUAAAACUACAGACUGACAACCCUUUGUCUGAUCGCUAAAACACUGUCAACGUGCAUUUGCAAGUUCCAAAGAUGACAGUGCAAAUAUUCCAAAUGGCGUUAUUUGGAUAAACUGACCACAUAUUGGGAAGCUAAAUGGUUACUUUCCAUCCAUCCAUUAUCUGUAACCUCUUAUCCUGUUCAGGGUGGCGGGGGUGCUGAAGCCGAUCUCUGCUGACAUUGGGUGAAGGCGGGAUACACCCUGAACAGGUCUCCAGACUAUCACAGGGCUGACACAUAGAGACAGACAACCAUUCACGCUCACAUUCACACCUACGGGACACUUAGAGUCAACAAUGAACCUAACCUGCAUGUCUUUGAACUGUGGGAGGAAACCGGAGAACCCGGAGUAGACCAACGCUAAAACGGGGAGAAUAUGCAAACUCCACACAGAAGGGCCCCAAGCCGGAUUCGAAACCUGCGACAUGGUUACAUUUUUGCCUGAAUAAGAUUAAUUAAAAUCUUAUUAUAACAUUAAAUAUUAAAACUUAAUAACAGCUUUUUGACAAGUAAAGGCAAAGCAAAGUAAUCUUACUUCCACAGAACAGAACUCGAUAUGGAAGUGCCCUGCUUCGGACAUAGAAUAAGGUCAAUAACUUCUCAGCAGCCAAUCAUGUGUGGACAAGAAGUUGCCAGGUAACCAGUGAUGUCACUAGGGACGCGGUAUCAUUCAGAAUGUGAUUAAUCAUAGCACCAAUACAGGACUGUUUUACUUUAGUUUUGUGAGAGCAAGAUGUUGAGUACAGAGCAGGAGUCGGGAUGUUGUUAGCCUAGCUUAGCAUAAAGACUGGAAGCAGGUGGAAACGGCUAGCCUGACUCUGUUGACCUACCAGCUCCUCUAAAGAUCACUCAUUAACACGUAUCUCCAAACUCAAAUUAUUGUAAGAACAUUUGAGAAUUGACACCUCAUCCUUUCCAUAUGAAGGUCAAAGAUCAGCGCUCUGUGCCUUGCUCAAGGACACUUGAUAAGGACACUUGAGGCCGUUGUGCUGCCAGUCAGCUUAUCUUUACUUAGUAGAAACCACUGAGACUAAACAUCACUGUUCAAUAAAGAGACUCUAAUCUCUGUCAUCCAGUCUUUAAUGAAGCUGUAAACUUUAUUUAAACGUCUUCAGUUAACAGAAGAAUAAAGUUCAUCAUGUGAUUGUA